AUGGAUACGCUCAAGUUCCUGACUGCCAGCAUCCCUGACUGGCAACGACGCCUAGAGGACUUCGACGAGCAGAUCGACCAGCGUCAGAAAGACCUGGCCCGCCUAAACGAGGUGCAGGAUGCCGAGGCUUCCGGCAGCGGCACCAAGAGCCUACGGCCUAAGGGAUCGACCGAGUCACUCAAGGCCCGCGACGAUGGCGACGCACACCCCCGAGAAGUUGCAAGAGACGUGACUCCCAUGGAUGUCGAUGAUGACGACCCCGAAAAGAAGGCUGCUGCCGCUGCAGGAGCUGCAGCAGCUAGAUUUGACACCUCUGCACAGCGACCAGCCGAUCCUCAGACACAGCAGCAACCACAGGUGCAACAACAACAGUCCAACACCCAGCAGGCGCCCCUUAACCCGGCUGAUUCUCAUGCCCAAAGGCAGGCGAACGCAGCCCGUGCCGCCGGGCAAGCCCGCGCCCGUGCCACUCUCAAGAAGCGUCAGCGCACUGAUUCGCUACUUAGCCAGCCUCGGGACGAAGAUUACAAGCCAAAAUACCGCAGUCGUAGUAUGAUUAUCGUGUACUAUGACAGCUACGUGCAAAUUUUUUUCGAGGAACUGGUCAAGUUUGUCAGCUCUGCCCGCAAUAUGAUGCGCAAGGCCAAGAUGGCUGCCAAGGUGGCAAAGAUCCGCCGCCAGGCUGAGCUCGAUGCCACGGAUGCUGACGGCAGCAAAAAGCUGAACGCCGCAAGCAACAAUAACGCUGACAACAACAAUCCUACCACCGCUAAUGCUACCACGCCGGGUGACGCUCCCAUCGAACCGGCCGAGAACCUCAACGAUCCCGCCGCCAUCCUUCCAGUUCUAGCCUUCCGGUCCACGCGUCGGAUGAGCCCUAGUGCUGCCGCUUUGCUCAACGCUGCCCGCAGCGGCCGUCCGCUCUAUGGCCAAGCUACCCAGGCUGUCGCGGCCUUGGAUCUUCAAAACGACGAGCCCACGGUGUGGGACGAGCUCGAUAAGGGCCUGGAGUAUGUGCAGAGUAUGAGCGAGCACGCCGCGCACCAGUUCUUGCGCGAUGGUGAAUGCGCUGAGGAGGUGUCGAGCAUUAAGCGGCGGCUCGAGGAGGUGCUCGAGCUGGCCCAGCGCGAGAUGGAGCGCAUGGAGAAGGAGGAGGCGAACGGCAACAAGCAAGAGGACGCCAACGGCGAGGAUGACCUCACGCGUGCCCGGAGCUACCGUCUCCAGAGCAUGCGCAAGUCCGUCCUGGGAAAGGACAAGGACUCUAUUCCGCUGCCGCCGCUACCGGCGCCGAUCCUCCCCGAGACACAUGGCGUGCCGCCCGCGGCCAAGCCGACGCAGCUCGAGGACGAGGGCGUUGAGGCGUAG
Thermochaetoides thermophila DSM 1495 is the source of this 1368-nucleotide messenger RNA. RefSeq lists its product as uncharacterized. The coding region runs from base 1 to 1368 and encodes 455 amino acids. Lineage: Eukaryota; Fungi; Ascomycota; Sordariomycetes; Sordariales; Chaetomiaceae. The transcript has a single exon. The record is from RefSeq and is a predicted model, not a curated record.